Molecule: messenger RNA, 1768 nt
Organism: Punica granatum (pomegranate)
Lineage: Eukaryota; Viridiplantae; Streptophyta; Magnoliopsida; Myrtales; Lythraceae
Source: RefSeq, a predicted model, not a curated record
CACUACUCGGGUCGGUCGUCGUUACUCGGGUCGGAUCGGGCAGUGCCACCUCCUCCUCCUCCUUCUCGAGAUCCUACGCGCAAAGCUUGAAAUCGUUGAUUCCAAUGAGGCCGACGGAGUUCAGUUAAGUCCAAACUCACCAGAACGGGAGGAGGAUAGAUUUCGCCGGAAAUCUGAGAAGAAAUGAUCGGAGAUGGUGGAGAGACUCCCUCGAGGCGUGAAUUGUUGAGUAUGGUGAAGAAGCACUCGAAUCUGAUAGGUAAAACCGUGGUGGAAGAACAGGAUGCUUCUGAUGUCGAAAUGGAUUCGCAGUUCUGGCAUGAUGUUUUCGAUCUGUACUUUGUCCGCGGCAAGGAGUCCAGGGGAAGACAGGACGAUGAUCUUAUAUUUCUUGUCCGGAAAAUGAGUUCGCAGGCUUAUCGUGAUAAUCCAGAGGGCACCUCUCCCUUCUUUGUUCGCAGGUGGGCCUCUAAGAUGGAAAAACUAGUCGGUGACAUUUCAGCUGAUGUUGAUUGGAGACGCUCAUUUUACUUGAACUUGAUUGCACACACUUCAUAUACUAUUACUGUGGCAAUUUGCAGCCAUCAGGACCUUCGUAAUCAUCAAGCAGGACAGGAUACACAACUUUCUCCUAUAUACAAGGUUGUGAAGAUUGUUUAUGCAUCUCCAAGUCGUAUUACUUUCCAUUUGGACGCGAAGAAGGAAGUAGAGACAUCUCCUGCAUAUCCAGAUAUAUGCUUUGCAGUUGAUGAUUUUGAUUCUACAUUUGAUGCAGUGGUCUUGUCAUCGACAGAUCAUUGCUAUUGUGUAUUACUAAAUGCACAUGAUGGAGCCGCAUUUCCAUCCGUGAAGGAGCUGAGUGAUGGUAGUUCUAGUAAUGCGCCUCCUGGAAAAGUCGAGACAAAUCCAGGAAGCUCCAAUAGCAAGAAGAUCACUCUUUUCUCAGGAUUUGUAAGCUAUCAAAUGGUUCUCGAAGCAUAUAAUGCUGGGAAGUCUCAGUUCGGGAGCCUCCUCUCGCUUGGGCAUUCUCCUGGAAAAACGGACAGGCUUUUCAUGAAAGGUCCUGGAGGACGCGGAGAAGUUGAAGUCGCUGUUUCUGGGGUUGUUGAUCAAAGUCAUGAGGAUGCGGGUCCUUUUUCACCUGUCUCUGUGUCUAGACGGGGCUUUGGGAUUGGUUCCAUCUUCCAGAAGGCAGCAACUGUUGCAUCUGUGGCAGCAAAGCACGCAUAUGCAGCAGCAUCUGCAGCCACAAACCACGAGGAGGAGAUGAUACCCCUCAAGUGCUGCUUAAUGUCUGUAUCUUUGCCUUGGGAACACAUUGCUUAUGACCUCUUGUUUAAGGGAAAUCCACCAGUGAACAUAUGAGCCUUUUUCGUGCACAUGACGAGUGAACUUCUUCAUAAGCAUAGGAAAAGUUUAAAGGCACAUAAGAUCCACAUAAAACCUGCUCUGAGGCUGUUUGUAGGUUUAGUCGAUGACUGUCCAUCGUCUAUUGUUUUAUCAUCACCUGCUGGUCUCGAAAGUGUAUCCAUGCUGACCUGUGGUCGCCAAAAUUGCUUCUUUUUUUUGUUUUUUUUUUUUUGGUGAAAACGUUUCUUUUGUAUAUGUUUUGCUCGAUUCUGUAUGAUGAUAGGUCUGCGGGGAGAGUUUUGUUGUAUUUGUUUUUUUGUUUUUCCUAUUCUCUUAAUGGUUAACACGUAAUUUAAUUGCUUUUCCGUAGCACUCUUGUUUAUGGUCAGCGAUCGGGAAAUAUGGCGUUUUAUCUAUA